ACCCAGUUGUUGAACACUGUCCUAACAACACUGAAGUUACCACCAGCCAACAAUUGACUGAGGUCACCUGGGAUCCGCCCAUAUUUUCGGAACCUACGGGAGACCCCUUAGAAAUUUCCUGCAACUAUGAGGACAGCAUGGCAACCCUGGCUAUUGACAAGGAUCAUUUGAUAGAAUGCAAGGCAACAAACCUUGAUAAUUCUAAAACCACUACCUGCAGCUUCAUCAUAAGCGUUAAAAGAGUUCCCUGCCAAGGCCUAGAUCCCCCGAGUAAUGGAGCUCUGGCUUGUAACCUGUGGACUGGUGGCACAUUUUGCUCAAUCUAUUGCAACGAAGCGUUUGACAUUCCAAGAUCAUCUCUGGAAGUCCCUGAAAAUUAUGUGUGUGAUAUAUCUGGCCAAUGGAACCCACAUGACACAGUACCUGACUGCACAGAGACACGGAAUGGAAGGCGAAUAAACCUUCCAAGUGAAGUACAUUACUAUAGUGGCUCCUGCGGUACUAAUCAAACCAAUCUACAGAUCGCAAGUGCAUUCCUCAAUGCCUUUCAGCUUUCAGGAUUUUCAAGCAUCUGCACGGAUAAUGAUGGAUGUGCAGUGGAAAAUGUACAGGUUACGUGUGGACCCAUCGAUGGAGGAAAUGGACGACGGAAGCGGGAUCUUGUGCAAAGGAAGUAUGGACAUAAGGAAGGCCCUGUGAAGAAACUAGAGAAGAGAGAAAUUUCCGAAUACAGGUUUACUGUCAGAUUUUGGUUCGGACGAAAUCUGACGGUCACUGAAGACCAAGACCCAUUUGAUGCAGUUUUGGACUCAGAGGGUGAAAUGAUCGAUCUUGUGGAAACUCUCGUCGAAAAUGGUGAUUUGGACCUCGGAUCAACUGUUUCUGGUGUUUCUUUAGAUCUAGACAAAUCUUCUGUCUCAUUUGAGCUCGCAGAACUGCUGUGCGAUCCUCCAUACACAGCAAACAAUGAUGAUUAUUAUUGUGUACCAUGUGGAAGGGGUUUUCAUUAUGACAAUGAAACUCAGGAGUGUCUACAGUGUGAAGUGGGGACCUACCAAGACUCCCAUGCCCAGUUCACAUGUCAACAGUGCCCUGAAGGACAGUCUACACUUGAUGUUGGAUCCGUCAACAUAACCCAGUGUAGAGAUAUUUGCCAGCCCGGCCAAAGCUCAGACUCUGGACUAGCACCAUGCUAUCCUUGCCAGAUAGGUAGCUACCAAGAGGAAUUAUAUUCUACUGAAUGCGUCACCUGCCCCAAUGGCAGAUCAACUAAAAGCAAAGGUUCUAAUUCAUAUCUUGAUUGUAUUGGUUUCCAUUCCAUGACAAUGAACUAUUGCAGAAAUGGUGUUCUCGUGUGUUCAUCCAAGGGACGACAGAGAAAACUACAGGCAUACCCUGACAGCACAGGCAGUCCCUUCUUUGUUUCCGUGUCAUCCACCCCUCAAGCAGCCUGUCAUCCAUCAGAGGAAGCCUCCCAUUAA
This is a messenger RNA of Lytechinus variegatus (green sea urchin), 1481 nucleotides long. Its product is annotated as sushi, von Willebrand factor type A, EGF and pentraxin domain-containing protein 1-like. The record is from RefSeq and is a predicted model, not a curated record. The transcript is spliced from 8 exons. Gene Ontology annotation, cellular component: cell surface. Gene Ontology annotation, biological process: signal transduction. Bases 138 to 1481 code for a protein of 447 amino acids. NCBI's taxonomy places the organism in Eukaryota, Metazoa, Echinodermata, Echinoidea, Temnopleuroida, Toxopneustidae.